Messenger RNA from Vicugna pacos (alpaca), 1599 nucleotides. RefSeq names its product TATA-box binding protein associated factor 6 like (gene TAF6L). Gene Ontology annotation, molecular function: protein heterodimerization activity; RNA polymerase II general transcription initiation factor activity; transcription coactivator activity. The record is from RefSeq and is a predicted model, not a curated record. Gene Ontology annotation, cellular component: SLIK (SAGA-like) complex; SAGA complex; transcription factor TFIID complex. Gene Ontology annotation, biological process: transcription initiation at RNA polymerase II promoter; RNA polymerase II preinitiation complex assembly. NCBI's taxonomy places the organism in Eukaryota, Metazoa, Chordata, Mammalia, Artiodactyla, Camelidae.
GGGGCCUGGGACCCGAGAGAGGGAAUUAGUGGGAGCGGGGUGAGUGGGAGCUGCCGCCACCGCGGUCUCGGUAGCAGCCUUCGCCGUGCGGGAGCCCUCAGCAAAUGUUUAUUGAAACCGUGUUAUGUGCUGACACCGUGUCUGAGGGUGGGGAUGCAAAGCUCCCUCAGAGCCAUGUCAGAGCGCGAAGAGCGGCGGUUUGUGGAGAUCCCUCGGGAGUCUGUCCGGCUCAUGGCCGAGAGCACAGGCCUGGAGCUGAGCGAUGAAGUGGCGGCCCUGCUUGCAGAGGAUGUGUGCUACCGUCUCAGAGAGGCCACCCAGAAUAGCUCUCAAUUCAUGAAACACACCAAACGGCGGAAGCUGACCGUCGAGGAUUUCAACAGGGCCCUCAGAUGGAGCAGUGUGGAGGCUGUGUGUGGUUAUGGAUCCCAGGAGGCGCUGCCCCUGCGUCCCGCCAGGGAGGGUGAGCUCUAUUUCCCUGAGGACCGGGAGGUGAACCUGGUAGAGCUGGCCCUGGCCACCAACAUCCCCAAAGGCUGUGCUGAGACAGCUGUGAGAGUUCAUGUCUCCUACCUAGAUGGCAAAGGGAACCUGGCACCUCAAGGAUCGGUGCCCAGCGCCGUGUCUUCACUGACUGAUGACCUUCUCAAGUACUACCAGCAGGUCACUCGGGCUGUGCUAGGGGAUGACCCACAGCUGAUGAAGAUUGCUCUCCAGGACCUGCAGACGAACUCCAAGAUCGCAGCACUCCUGCCUUACUUUGUUUAUGUGGUCAGUGGGGUGAAAUCUGUAAGCCACGACCUGGAGCAGCUGCACCGGCUCCUGCAAGUGGCACGGAGCCUGGUUCGGAACCCACACCUCUGCUUGGGGCCCUAUGUCCGCUCCCUGGUGGGCAGUGUCCUCUACUGUGUCCUGGAACCCCUGGCAGCCUCCAUCAACCCCUUAAACGACCACUGGACUCUGCGGGAUGGUGCUGCCCUCCUGCUCAGCCACAUCUUUUGGACUCAUGGGGACCUCGUAAGUGGCCUCUAUCAGCAGAUCCUGCUGUCCCUGCAGAAGGUCUUGGCAGACCCUGUGAGACCUCUCUGCUCUCACUAUGGGGCCGUGGUGGGGCUGCAUGCCCUCGGCUGGAAGGCAGUAGAACGAGUCCUGUACCCACACCUGUCCACUUACUGGACAAAUUUGCAGGCUGUGCUAGACGAUUAUUCAGUAUCAAAUGCCCAGGUUAAAGCAGAUGGGCACAAAGUCUAUGGAGCCAUUCUGGUGGCCGUAGAACGACUGCUGAAGAUGAAGGCCCAGGCAGCAGAGCCCAACAAGGGUGGGCCAGGCUGCAGGGGGUGCCGGCGCUCGGACGACCUGCCCUGGGAAAGCCUUCUGCAGGAGUCUCCCUCCGGGGGCAGCGCAGAGCCAGGCUUUGGGUCUGGUCUCCCGCUGCCACCAGGAGGCGCGGGGCCGGAGGAUCCUUCCCCUUCGGUGACCCUGGCGGACAUCUACCGGGAGCUCUACGCCUUCUUUGGUGACAGCUUGGCCACCCGCUUCGGCACGGGUCAGCCCGCGCCAACGGCCCAGCGGCCGCCCGGGGACAAGAAGGAGCCGGCG